UCAACGAUUUCUGCUCUGGUUUAAACCAGCUGGCACCGGUUCUUGUUCACUAUCACUUCUACUUUUUGUUGUGGUAAAUAUUUCUGUCCGCAUUAUUAUCUGCGUCCCCUGCAUUUCUCCCUUCGUUUGUUAACUAGAACCUUUACUUUUCAUUACGGUGCCGCAUCUUUAGUACCAAGAAAAUGAAAGUUUAUUUAGUUGCAUGCUUUCUGCUGUCCACAUUCAUACUGAUUGAAGCUGUCAGUCAUCUUCAAGAAGAUGUAUUUCAUGAUUCAGAUGAUCAAGAGGUAGUAUAUAGAGUAUCUCGUGGAAUACACAGCAAGAAAAAGGAUGGAGAAUGCCGUUACAAAAAAGGACCAUGGAGUGAAUGCGAUUCUUCAAACAUGCAGAAAAAAACACUUACUUUGAAAAAGGGUGAUUCUUCAUGUGAACAAACAAAAGUGAUCUCAAGAAAAUGCAAGAAAGCUUGUAAAUAUGACAAGGGAGACUGGAGUGACUGUGAAGUCAGUACUAACACCAGGGUGCGUACUGAUAGCCUUAAACCUAAAAGUGAUUCCUCUUGCGAACCUACUAGAACAUUAUCCAAGAAAUGUAAAAAAGUUUGCAAAUACAAUAAACAAGGUGCAUGGAGCGAAUGUGACUCUGCCACUGGUCGCAAGACUAAGGUUCUGGUCCUAAAGAGUGGAAGUCCACAGACAUGUGAAGCCAACAAGAAAAUCACUAAACCUUGCCACAAAGGUUCUAAUCAUAAGAAUAGUGGUAAGGGUAGACAAGAUUAUGAUGAAGACGAGUAAAGGUUCCAGGAUUCUUCCUAUCAGCAUUUUGUUCUUUCCUCCCAAAAGCUCAUUUUUAUAUCAUUCAAGCAUUAUAAGUAUUAAUUUUUUCUCUUCUUUUUCACUGUAAAUCUUUUUACUAGCUAGGUUGAAUCUACCUAAACUUGUAGUGAUCUUAGAUGUACCAUUUCUUCUAGACUCUAUAGAGAUGUUGUCUUUUUGUAAAAUCAUUGUUUUUCAGUGUGGUUUUUGUGUGCAUAAAUGUUGAUUUUUUUUUUUCAAAAUAUAUUUGUAUUUUUGCUAAUUUUAUUCUAAGUUUUGCAUAACUUAGAAAAUAGUUUUGUUUCACAUAUUGGUGUGCUUAUUACCAAUGCAGUUCAAUGCAGUCUUCGUCAUUUGUUUCUUGUCUUUUUUUUUUAAUUUAAAUUUUUGCAUUUAGAUUUUUUUUAAUGCAGUGUUCAAAAACUUUAGAAAAUUUUCUGUGUUGCUGAUUAAAUGUGGAGAAAAUUCCAAAGAGGCCGGUAAUGAAAUUAUGUAUGAAACAAAGUUCUAAUAUUUUAAUUAUUUGAUUGGUAGGAGAAAUUUUUUUUUAAAUAAAUUGUGUGUAGAAAUUAAAAUUGCUGAUUUUUUUAAUUGCUAUUUUGAUCAAGAUGUGUUAGCAAAUCUCCUUUAUGUAUUCGUGAUAAACAAUUAUUCUGUGUGAUGAUUAAAUAUACAUAUGCUACUGAGAUUUCCAGUUUUCUGAUUUGAUUUAAAAUUCCUGCAUGCAUAGUAGUAAAUGGAAAUGACAUGUUUUAUGCUUUAUACUGGUUUGCAAUAUAUUCAAAUAUUAUUUACAAUUGUUGGAUUUUAACUAUACAAUAAAAAUUGAAUGAAUAGAAUAUUGAUUGGCUAUUCAGCAUUAUUAUCUUAAUUUUUUUUUUAUUUCAUUAUACAGUAUUUGUUCAUAGUCUUUAUUUCUCAUUUGGCUGUUUGUUUUCUCGUGUCAUUUAUUUCUGUACCAAAUGUUAACGUAAAAAAAAAGUCUUAUCAAUCAUUUUGAUCUUAAAACUCUUUUCAUGCUAUCUUUUUUUGGUUAAAAAAAAUCAUGAAAUCAGCAUUCAUAAAAAAAAAAACAAUUAUAAAAAAAUUUUAAGGGCUUUUCUUGUUUCAAUAUUCAACACUUGUUGAAAAUUUUCGAUUCUUGUUCAAGCUUAAAAUUUAAUUUCACUAAAAUCAUAUUGCUACUGAGUGCAUGGGUUUUCACUGGACCUUUUCUUAUUGUUGCUUAAUAUGUGCUAUAACUUCUGUGAUAAUUGGCUGUUUUGAACAAUUUUACAUUUUUUUUUUUUCAGUUUUAUAUGAUUUUCAUUUUUUAUACCAACUUUUUAUUCUCUUUUGAAGAUAAUUUUUUUCCUUAUAGUUUUCUCUUUUGCUUUUAUCUUUCUGGAAUAUGUUCCAUUUUUUCCUUAAUGCUGUGGACUUUGUGAAUGAUAAAGACGUGAUCAUAUGAUUCCAUAUUAUAGAGAACAAUGUGCAGAAUUCUGCAAAUUUUCAUGUUAAUUUCUGUUUGUGCAUAUUUGCUUUUGAUGUCACAAAGUACAAUUAGACUUGAAUUAGGAAGCCACACUUAUAAAUUAAAAGUGUAUUCAAAUGAAAAUCUACAUUUUUAGAUGUAAUUCAUGCUUUCUUUCAAAGUAUGCCAUUAUUUCAGAUGCUGUAAUAGUUUUAUUGAAUAUAUGUGGAAAUUAUACAUAAUUUCUGAAAUACUUCCUAAUAGGUAAUAGUAAUUUGUCAAAUACUGUUUGAUGAAUAAAAUAAAUUUGUCUUCAAACUUAUUAAUACUUAAAAAAAAAAAAAGAAAAAAAAGAUGCAAGAUAUGAUUUUAAAAAAAUAUCAUUCUUGUUAUAAAAUGACAAUAUUUCUCUGGAAGAUUAUGUUAAAUGAUGCAUUUUUUGAACAACUUACUCCUCAUAUUUUGAUUUGUAAAGAUUGGUUGGAUUUAAAUUAUUGGCAUUUCUUUAACCAAUGGGCAACAUUCAGUUUGAAUAAACCCAGGGUAGUUGAUUUUUUUUUUAGACUUGUUCAAGGCAGUAUGAAUAGUUACCAGCUCUCUUAUUACAAAUUCUGCUGUAACAAAAUUUGCUAGAUUACAAAUUUCAUAUGAUGUGCUAAAAGACAGUCUUGUAUGUUGUACUACUUAAACAUGUAUGUAGCUUUUUACAGUUGUCUAUGAUUUGUUUGUGUAUCUUUUUUUACACAUCUAUGAAUGUUUGUGUUUUAUAAGUGUACAGUUUUUAAAUGUGGCUGAUUUUGACUAAAAUUUGCAUUUUUAGAAUUAAUCAUUACAUAUAAAAGCAGUUUUGAAUGUAAAAUGAGUUUCAAGUAUUUUAUUCUAUUUGAAUCCUUCCUUUUAAUCAUUGCUUAUGAUUCAAAAGUAUUGUGCCAAAUAUUUUUAUUGGGAUACUUGAGUGCCAAAUUUAAUGCUUAAGAAAAGUGUUUUCUGAUUACCUCAUAUGAUUGUACUUCGACUGCUUCUAUCUUUUUUAAAUGUUGAAUAAAAUUUUUGGUUACUUUCA
Molecule: messenger RNA, 3331 nt
Organism: Argiope bruennichi
Lineage: Eukaryota; Metazoa; Arthropoda; Arachnida; Araneae; Araneidae
Exons: 6
Coding region: 183-794 (203 amino acids)
Biological process (GO): mesoderm morphogenesis
Cellular component (GO): extracellular region
Molecular function (GO): heparin binding; growth factor activity
Source: RefSeq, a predicted model, not a curated record